AUGUUCGGCUUCUCUCUGUUCAAGUCUUCCAAGGAGGAGGAGGCUCCCAAGGAGCCCACCUGGAACCCCAACACCCUCACCAUGGAGCAGCCCACGAGCCCUGCGGCUCCCAACCAGCAGCAGGUCGUUACCGAGCAGCCUGCCAAUCAGGAACAGAUGCAAAUGAGCUUGCGUGGCGGUGGAAACGGCGGCGGCAUCUGCUGUGGAAUUUGCGCCGGCCUCGCUUGCUUCGAGUGCUGUGAGAUCUGCUGUUAA
Aspergillus alliaceus is the source of this 255-nucleotide messenger RNA. RefSeq lists its product as uncharacterized. The record is from RefSeq and is a predicted model, not a curated record. The transcript has 3 exons. Lineage: Eukaryota; Fungi; Ascomycota; Eurotiomycetes; Eurotiales; Aspergillaceae. Bases 1 to 255 code for a protein of 84 amino acids.